Molecule: messenger RNA, 1717 nt
Organism: Zingiber officinale
Lineage: Eukaryota; Viridiplantae; Streptophyta; Magnoliopsida; Zingiberales; Zingiberaceae
Product: transcription factor IIIB 90 kDa subunit-like
Exons: 17
Coding region: 148-1569 (473 amino acids)
Biological process (GO): transcription preinitiation complex assembly; transcription by RNA polymerase III; DNA-templated transcription initiation
Cellular component (GO): transcription factor TFIIIB complex; nucleus; transcription preinitiation complex
Molecular function (GO): RNA polymerase III type 3 promoter sequence-specific DNA binding; TBP-class protein binding; RNA polymerase III general transcription initiation factor activity
Source: RefSeq, a predicted model, not a curated record
UCCCUUUCCGCCCCGCCCUUCUACCGUCGCUCACCGCCCCUCGUCGCCGCCGCUCGUCGCCGCACCUCGCCCAGGUGUUGUCUAAUUUCUCUCGCACGCCCUUAUAUUGGUCUAAGUCAGCAUAUUCAUAUUUGUUGAUUUAAGUCAAUGACAAUGGGUUGGUGUAGUAAUUGCGAGGAAUGCCCCAUCUAUAGGGAUCCUGACUACAGUUAUGUGUGCUGUACCUUAUGUGGAAGGAUUCUCGAUCAAAAGAUUUACUACAGCCGUCUCCCUUUUGCAAAGGAUAGCAGUGGCCAGAAUCGUCGAGAGACUGGUAAUAUCAUAAAGACUUUGAAAUAUGAAUUCUCUGCAUCAUAUUUAAGAACUCUAAAUAAAGGAAGAGAUGCGAUUAACUAUAUUGUAAAUACCAUGCACAUUAAUGGAGAUACUAUAAUCGACAAUGCUCAUGCUUUCUAUGAGAUGGUUCUUGAUCAAAAAUUCACCAAGGGGCGCAAGAUAUCUCAUGUUGCAACCGCUUGUCUCUAUCUUUCUUGCAGACGAUUGAAACAGAGCUAUCUUCUCAUUGAUUUCUCUGAAGACUUGCAGAUAAAUAUAUAUGUACUUGGAGCUAUGUUUUUUCAACUUUGUAAAACUUUGAAACUCUUGAAGCGCCCAAUUGUCCAGAAAAUAGUAGAUCCAAGUCUUUUUAUCCAUCGAUUCACAAAGCGACUUUUAGGCAAAAAGAAUGAUACAGUUUCUGAAAUGGCUCUUCGCUUGGUUGCAAGGAUGGAGAGAAAUUGGAUUCAGACAGAGAGGAAACCCAAAGGAUUAUGCGGUGCAGCAUUAUAUAUAUCUGUACAUUCUCAUGGACUUAAUUACUCCAAAUCAGAUAUUGUUUCUGUUGUACGCAUCCGUGAAGCAAUUUUGAAUAGAUGGCUAAUAGAGUUUGAAAAUACAGGGAUUGGUCGCUCAAUUAAUAAGGGAAGCUGUGAUGUUAAUAUGACUCCAUAUGUUGGCUAUGUUGAAGGAAAAGUAUCAAAGGAACCUGGAAGUACUGAUUUUGCAGGGCAUGAGUCGAUUGACCCAUUAACUUUUAGUGAACAACAUGGUUUUGCAAACUCAGAAGAUGAUGAGAGUGAUCAUUUUUCUUUUUCUGACAUUGAUGAUGAUGAGGAAAGGAAACAAAGACUUGUUGAUGAAGCUAAAGAUAUGACUCGUGCACAGAUUCCUCUUGAUGCAACAUGUCAGAUACUUAAGAGAAAGACUUUCAGCUCAAAAAUCAAUUACGAAGCCCUGGAAACUCUGUUCGCUUAUGAACAAGACACUGCAAAGAAGCAAAAAGUUGAAUCAGAUGUUGGUGAUCCUCAUGAAACUCUCGACAAGGAUGAUCAUGUAGAUGAUCUAGAUAACAAGGAUGGUGAUGGGCCACGAGCAUUUGAGAAUGAUAAUUAUGAUGGUUGUUAUGCUGAUUACAAGGGAGAUAGAGAUAGAGAUAGAGAUGAAGACUUCGACGGUGAAGAUGAAGAUGAAGACGAAGCCUAUGACUAUGGAGAUGAAGACUAUGACUAUGGUUAUGAGAAUGAUUUUUGAUUUUGUAUGAUAGGGGCAACAACAACAUUGCUAAGUCUUCUUGCGGGAUGACGAGUUUGAGAAAAAAUAUCUGGCUAUUUAUUUAAGAUACUGUUCUGUUCUUGAAUUUUAACUCUUUAAUAACUAAAAUAAGGUUCUUUGUAGUGAA